ACACACACACAAAGCAGAAAGAGGUUGAGUGCGAUACACACUGUAUUCUUAUACCAUACACUAUGUCCUUGACUGUGGAAAUCAAGUCACUUUAUUUCUAUAGCAGAUUUAAUUAAAAGACAGCAAGUGUCACCUAAAGACUGCACAGAACACAGCACACCUAAUUCACACACACAAAGCAGAAAGACUUUGUGUGCAGUACACACUGUAUCCUUAUACCAUACACUGUGUCCUUGACUAUGGAAAUCAAGUCACUUUAUUCUUAUAGCACAUUUAAAAGACAGCAAGUGUCAACCAAAGUGCUACACAGUACAGUCAAAUUAGUUUAAGAUUAAGACAGAAUAAAAUAAAAUGAAAUGUAUGUAACGAUCUCUGCCAGAUAUGUUAUGUAAGAUGUGUUGGUAAGCAGGUGAUACUGGUUUAGUGAUAAACUGUUUUGGACUGGCAGUAACAUAUUUUGUUAUUCCUCUCUUUACUCUUGAAUUUAAUAUAUAGUAAGUUGAUAACGUAAUUUUCUUGCAAUUGUAAAAUGGGACAAGUGGAAAAUUGGUGGAUAAUAAAUACUGGAACAUCAGUGGACAACAUCUGCAUGAAUUUAGUUGUAAGGAUGCACUUUUUGCUUAUCAGCGUGAUAUUUUGAGGGUGUGUACCCUUUAGAUAUUUCUUUAUUUCUACUUGGCGGUACAGUAGAUUAGUGCUGCUGCCUCACAGCUCCAGGGUCACCAGUUCAAUCCUGUGCUCAGGUUACUGUCUGUGUGGAGAUUUGCAUGUUCUCCCUGUGACUCCGGGUUCCUCCCACCUCCCAGUGACAUGCCCGUGGGUGGACUGGCUUCUCUAACCUGCCCUUAGCUGUGAAUGAGUGUGUGCAUGUGUGUGUAUGGUGCCGUUCAAUGGACUGCCCCGCCCCUCUGGUGACGUCAAUAACUCUAAGUUAUACUAUAUUGGUUAAGAAUGAAAAGGUUUAGAGCUAAUGGAUUGCAAAUAUACGAUAUUGCUAAGGAACAAAACUCGGAAAUUCUUCCCAUAAUACCUGAAUUCAUCCUGCAUAAAGUAAAUUAUAUGAUAUAUGUCAAAAUAGUCUUUGAGUUAUGAAAAAGCACUAUAAAUAAAUGUGUUAAAAAGACAUGAUUGCAGGUAAAUGUUAAAAUCUUCACAAACAGAAUCUUAUUUGUAAUUAGUAUUAAUAAUCUAAUAAUGAAUCUUAUAAGUCUAUUACUUUCUAUUAUUAUUCUAGCCGGUUCUGAGUUUCUGAAAUGGAAACCCGGAAGUGUGGGAGCGCGUGAGUGGGAGUGAGCUGUGCUUUAUCUUACACACUCUGUACUUUACAGCACCUACAGGCCGAGGAGAGAAACGCACGCGCGCACACACACAGACACAAACACACACACAAACACACACACACUUCACCGCCCGGUAUGUGUGUGAGCGAGAGUUGUCUGCAUUUACGAGAAUAAAUACUGAGGUGAUUGGUUCUGCGAGCGAUGUGAACAUACACACAAAAAGCGUCAAUACGGCGAUUCGGUUACAUCGCUGCAUUUCUAACCGUGAGCCUUUCAGCAAAACGGAAACACACAGACGACCAAUGAGAAGCCGCGAUUUUGGUACGCGCCUACAUAGACGCCGCUGAUUGGCUAAUCCGUAUCAAACUCCCGAGGCUCGCUACAACUCUUGGUUACUGUUUGAAAGAGGUUGGUGUUUUCGUGCUGAAUGUUUCCGCAAUGGGCAAAGGGAUAAAUCCAAUUCUGGAUGCUAAACAGCAUGUGUGUGCAAGAAGAGACAAAAGCAAUCUGGAAAGCAGAUUUAUAAAUGUCAUUAAAGGAUACGGAGUGUUUGCUACCACCUGGAUCGAGGAGGGAAGAUUUAUAGUGGAGUACAGAGGUGUUCUGUGAGAGGCAGGCCAAUGCAUCCCUGAUGCUUAUUCAUACUACUUUAUAUAUAACAACACACGCUACUGUAUCGACGCUUCAGUGGAUGAUGGAUCUCUCGGACGGCUCGUUAAUGAUGAUAGUAAUCCCAAUGCGAAGGUGAAGGUCAUCUCUAUCAGCCGCAUCCCACAUUUAUGUUUGUUUGCACUGCGGAACAUUCAGCCAGGGGAGGAGAUCACUUACGACUAUGGGGGUUAUGACCUGCCCUGGCGCAGGGGCACGUGGCUGUGUAUGGGGAACCCUUCUCACCUUGAUAAUAACAAAGAGGAGUGUGAGGAGCCGCCAUCAGAAUCGGACACUACAGAACAAACAAUAGGUCAGCAAGAUCAGGAAGAAUGUACAGAGGGAACAACGCCGUCACAGACAGUAAACGAGGAGUGUGAAGAAGAAGUGCCAGUGAGAGCUGAUAAAGCUACUCAGACAACAGAACAAAAUACAUCUGUGGAACAGAUGAUCUGGAAAUAUAUUCCAUAUCAGUGUCUGACAUCAGAACAUCAGAGAAUCUGUGAAAAUCAACUGCUCCAGAUCCAGUUAACUCCGGCAACUCAGCAGAAACUGUUUAAGGAGGACAAGAGGAUAAAUGAAGACCGUGCUACAUCUGGACAGCAUGUGCCUGAUGUAGAGCUGACAUCUAAUAAUGAAGAAGCAUCUGAAUCUCAGCUACCAAAUCAGUUGACUGAUGAGGUGGGAAAUAUGGAGUGUAAUGAAGAGGCAGAACAGCAGAUCUUGGAACAGCAGCAGACUUGUAUGGAAGUUGAACCAUGUGUGGAAGAACAGGCUUGUCCAGUGUUAGCUGCACAGCUACCUUGUGAGAAUGAGGAGAAAAAUCAAGCUCUGCAUAAUGAGGACUCCCCUGCUGUGAAUGAACGGCAUGUGCCUGAUGUAGAGCUGACAUCUAAUAAUGAAGAAGCAUCUGAAUCUCAGCUACCAAAUCAGUUGACUGAUGAGGUGGGAAAUAUGGAGUGUAAUGAAGAGGCAGAACAGCAGAUCUUGGAACAGCAACAGACUAGUAUGGAAGUUGCACCAAGUGUGGAAGGACAGUCUUGUCCAGUGUCAGCUGCACAGAGCAUGAGUGAAGAAGAGCAGCCCAAGUGUCAGGAUGAACCAUGUCAAAUGCAGCUAGCAGAACAGACACAGGCUGGUGAAGAGACGCAGCCGAGCAAUAAUGAUUCAUCUCAGACUCAGAAUGCUACACAGUCAUCUGAAGCUGAUCAAGAGUCAUACCUUAGCAGCGAGGACAGUAAUGAUGAAACGGUCUCAUCAGAUGAAGAAUUCCUACCUGACUCUGACACAGACUCAGACGAGGAUUCUGACAUAGAGAAGCCUAAAAAGGCUAAAACUUCAGUCACCUCAAAGGAAAUAGAGGAACAGGCACCAGUUCAGAACCAUUUAGUCACACAGGCUACAAAGCUUAACUUCUGUUUUGUUUGUGGAAAGGCUUGCAUAAAAAUAGCAAGGCAUUUAAAAUUACACAGAAAAGACAACAUUGAGAUCGAGACUGCUUUUAAGUUACCGAAGAAAUCAAAACAGAGGUCACACAUCCUUGAAGUACUAAGGAACAGAGGGAAUUACCAACAUAACAAAUUGGUUCUCAUUAAUGGCACUGGCCUGAUAAAAGCGAGACGAAUGCCAAAAGAUGAUAUUGACACACACAAGUUUGAAUACUGCAUGUACUGUAAAGGGCUCUAUAUGCGUAAAGAACUUUGGAAGCAUGUGAAACGCUGCACAUCAAACCCUGAAAGAGACAUGCAGAAGACUUCAAGAUCUGUUUUGGGUUUGGCAGCUUUAUCACAAUGCCCGCAUUUAAAACAUAUUUCAGACGACGUAAAGAAAAUGCUGUGUGAUAUGCAUCAGGAUGAAGUUGCACAGACCAUCAGAGAUGAUGAGUACGUCUUGAAACUGGCACAAGAUUUCUUUGACAAAAAGGGCAAUAGCAAAGAAAGACAUGCAUUUGUUAGACAAACCGUUAGGUGCAUUGGAAAGUUUUUGGUCCUUUUGCGCAAUAAAUUUGCGAUGAGGAACCUAGCAGAGGCUAUAAAACCAUCCAGCUUUUCACUGGUUACUGAAGCAGUCAAAGAAAUUGCUGAAUUUAAUGAGGAAAAAAAAUGCUUUGCAAUACCAAGCCUUGCACGCAGAAUUGGAUUGGCUUUGAGGAAAUAUUGCAUCUUGAGCGCACGGAAAGCAUUUGCAGUUGGAGAUAAAAAACUAAUACAGGCAACUGGCACAUUUAUGGACCUUUUUAAUAAUGCACAAUCUCAGUUUGCAUUAUGUGAAAAAAGAUGCUUAGGCAUACAUUCCAAGUCUUUUUUACUGCCGUUUGUCAACGAUGUAAGAAUAUUUCACUGCUAUCUGGAAAAGGCUGCACAGUGUGCAAUGAAGGAACUGAGGGAAACACCAUCUGCUCAGAGUUACGCUGACCUUUGCAAAGUGACCCUGGCACAAAUCCUGAUGUUUAAUCGCAGACAUGGAGAAGUCUCACAGAUGACCAUCAAAAGCUUGCAGGAGAGAGACCAAGCGCAAGCUUCUGAAAUCUCUGAGGCACUAACAGAAUUGGAAAAGGUGUUUUGUGAAGAGUACUGUAAAAUCCUGGUUAGACAGAAAAUAGGAGCGCUAGUACCGAUCAUUUUAACUCCAGACAUGAUCAAUGCACUUAUGCUCCUGACUGAAAAGAGAGACCAAUGCAGCGUCUCCAAAAGCAACAUAUAUGUGUUCGGCCAACCCAGAAGUAACAGGUGCUACAGAGGAGAAAAUGCCCUGCGAAUCUGUGCCAACGAGUGUGGUGCGAUGAAUCCUGAUAGGCUGACAUCCACCAGAUUCAGCAGACACAUUUCUACACUCAGCCAAGUUCUCACCUUGAAGAACCAUGAGCUAAAGAAGCUGGCCAAGUUCAUUGGCCAUGAUAUAAGCCUGCGUAAAGAAUACUACAGGCAAACUGAGGCCACGCCUCGCUUGGCCAAAAUCUGCAAACUUAUUUUGGCCAUAGAGAAAGGAAGUGCAACUGAGAUGCUUGGACAGUCUCUAGAUGACAUUGUAUUACCAGAUGAGAUCAGGGAGAGUGACAGUGAAGAUGAAUAUUUCGAGGAAGACGACGCAUUUCUCAAAGAUCGGGAGGCAAGACAUGAACUUGCAUUACAUCUUCUAUCUAAGAAGAAGAUGACCAAACCUAAAACCUCUAACAAAAAUUGUAGUGUACCUGAUCUGACACCCAAGAAACAGCAUAAUGAAUCUACAUCUAAGGAACAGGAAAAUGAAUCUACAUCUAAGGAGCAGGAUAAAAAAUCUACAACUGAAGAGCCUAAAGGGAAACCUGCUCAGGAGCAGACUGAGAAAAAAAAACUCAAGGUAUUCAAGAAAAAAGUACUCUGGACAAGAGAAGAGAAGAUUGCAAUCAUGAAGCAUUUCAAAAAACACAUUUACUAUGGAAGACUGGCUACAGUAAAGGAAUCUCGACGCUGCCAAAUGCUGGAGCAACCUGUGCUGAAUGGUAGAACUAUACAGAAAAUCAGAGACUUUGUAAGAAAUGCUGGGAUUUCUUUCAAGAAGAAAAUGGCAGCUAAAAAUGGUUGGAAGAAAGUUGUCUUACCUCCCCAACCAGCAAACCCAAACAACACAAGUGUUCAAUCCCCUCAGUCAACAAACACCUCACCAUCUAGUGAACUAUCAUCUCAAACAGCAAACUCUACCAGCUCCAGUGUAAUACAAUCUCCAGCAACUGACUUCAUCAAGCCUAUUAUAUAUUUUUCUCAAACAGCAAAUGCCACUACUACAACAACACUACUCCCUCAAGCAACCACCUCAGCCUCUAAUGUAGCACAUCCUCAAACCACAAAACUCAUAUACAUUAAAGUACAAGCCCAUCACUCAGCAAACCAGACCACUGCUAGCCUACCACUUCUAUCUCAUGCAGCAAAUCCAAGCAUAAUACCUGCAAGUGUAGUACUGCCUCAAACAGCAAACCCAAGCAUCUCAAGCACUGAUAUACUAACAAUACCUCAAGUAGCUGACUUAACCAACUCUAGCAUCCUAAUUCCACAAGUAUCAAACCACACAGGUUCUAGUGUACUACCUCAUCAGGCAGCACCCUUAAUAUGUGCAGGUGUAUUAGUUCCUCAAGCAGCAAACCCAACCACUUAUAAUGUACUAACUCUACCAGCAGCAGAACCAGCAAGUUCUACUGUGGUACCUCCGCAAAUAGCAGUUCUAAAAUGUGCAAGUGUACCAUCCCCCCAAGGUGCAGAAGCAGACAAGUCGAUACCUCCAGCACAAGCAGCAAAUCUGUCCAGCACUUUAACUUCUCAAACAGCAACUCUAUCAUCCCACCCCUAAGAACACUCUUAAACAAUUCUAAUGUACUACCACAAUAAGCAGCAAACUCAAGUAUUUAAAGUAGCUCACUUGAUUAACUCCAGCAUACCAAAGCCACCAAUCCCCAUAUGUUCAAGGAUAAUUUCCCAGAUAGCUAAUAUCUGCAAGAGUAGUACUACAUCAACCAGUAAAUCCAACCUUCGAUAGCUAAAAAAACAAUAUAACACACGCACAACUUUGCAAAUGUUCUAUCCGUUCAAUCCAGCAAAUUCAGCCACUUCUAAUGAACUACCGCAGUGAGCAGCUUGUCUCAUCAGCUCUAAUGGAUUCCUUCCUCACACAAAAAACCUAAUAUCUGAAAGUGUACCAUGUACUCAAGGGGCAGGUCCUGACAUACACGGAAUACUAACCACAAGCGGGAAAAGUUAUCCAGCGCUAGCAUUUUACCUUCUCAAACAACAACUUCCAUCACCUCAAACAGCAUAUGCAACCAACUCUAGUGUACUACUACCCAAACCCAAGCAUUUCUGGCUCAACAGCUAGAUAGCUAAACCAAUUAUCAGCAGCUACAUACCAUCAACACAAACAUACCAUCAGCACAAACAUAACUCAGCCACUCCCAGAAUAACACAGGUUCUAGGCUUAGGCAGAAAGCCUACUAUGUGCAAGUGUACCAUUCACUCAAGGGGCAGGUCCAAUUAAGUCCAGCAUACUAACCCCACAAGCAGCAAAAACAACCAACUAUAGAGUUUUACAUUCUCAAAGAGCAACUCGCCACUUUACUCACAUCACUUCCUUCAAAAACAACUCAGCCAGAUCAAGUGUAUUAAAACCUUUACGUACUUUGCGCUUUGUAUUAGUAUUCCUAUACAGUGGUUAUUGUUUAUCUAAAUUGAAGAUUCAGGGAAGAUAUCUUGCCCUUUAUGUAUCAUAUGGCAGUUCAUGGGGCUGUUACUAAACUGUAUAAUAAAACUUGCUGUAAAUAUUAAACAGUCUUUCCAUUUCA
This is a messenger RNA of Pangasianodon hypophthalmus (striped catfish), 7236 nucleotides long. RefSeq lists its product as uncharacterized. Lineage: Eukaryota; Metazoa; Chordata; Actinopteri; Siluriformes; Pangasiidae. The record is from RefSeq and is a predicted model, not a curated record. The transcript is spliced from 24 exons. The coding region runs from base 2157 to 6251 and encodes 1364 amino acids.